UGACAGCAGCUAGCUACCAAAUUAUCAAUUCACAGUAAUUGUUAAUCCAUUCUUGAUUUUUCUUAUUCUGUGUUGUUAGUGACAUGUUGGAAAAAGAAUUACAAUUUACAAUCGUAACUCACUUUUGAAAACAAAACAAUAUUAAGUAACUUUUAUUUGUAUAUAUUUUAGGAAAUUGACAAUAAAUGUUUUAUACAGAGACAGAUUUUGUUACCCAAGCCUUGUUAAGAAUCUUCAUAGGAAACAUCUCUGCAAACUGAUGUGCAAGAAUUUGAGGUUAUAAAAUACAAAAAUAUUAUUUUGAUGUAACAUAUCAUAAAAGCCUUAACCAUGUUCUCGUGCAACAAAUGUGAAUAUGAAGGCCCAGCAAAUGUAAGACCAUUUCAUUUAAAAAUGCAUCUAAAAGAAACAGCUGGAGCUGCAAUUUAUACCUGUAACAUCUGUUUGUACAAAUGUCCAGAUGAAGCUAUAAUGGAGCAUCAUAAGAAUUCUCACAUUGAAACUGAAUGUGAGAACAUAAAUGAAGGAGAGGUAGCUUUUGAAAACAAUUUUGACUAUCACAUUGAAAUAGAGCGCCAAGCAAGCAAAUAUAUUUGUGAUAUCUGCCAUAAAAGCUUUGCAAAAAAAUAUUGUCUGGAUCUUCACUAUAGAAUUCACAAUAACGAAAGACCUUUUGUGUGUCCAUACUGUGAUAAAGGGUGGAUACAAAAAAGUGAUUUAGAAAAUCACUUGCGUGUACAUACAGGUGAACGUCCCUUUUCAUGCAAUGUUUGUAAUGCAACAUUCGCUAGAAAAACUAAUUUAAAUAUGCAUUUGAGAAAGCAUUCAGGGAAACUGCCAUAUUCUUGUAAUAUAUGUGAAAAGAAAUUUAACUACAAGCAAGGAUUAGACUAUCAUUUGCGGAUACAUUCUGGUGAACGCCCAUAUGUUUGUGGUGUUUGCAAUGCUACCUUUAAACAAACUUCUACAUUAAGAUACCAUAACAUAAUGAAACACUCGGCGCAAUUAGAAUUUAAAUGUGAAGUGUGUAAUAAACAAUUUUCUGGCCGAAGUAAUUUCAUUAUCCAUUGUAAAAGUCAUACUGGAGAAAAACCCUAUACAUGUGAGUACUGCAAAAAAAAAUUUACAAAAAAGUUCUUGCUGGCUAACCACAUUCGAACUCACACAGGUGAAAAGCCCUUUGCAUGUAAUUUGUGCAAUAAAAGUUAUAGUCAACGAGUUAGUUUAAACUAUCAUAAAAAAAAACACAUUGAGAAGCCAUUUGAAUGUUUCUUAUGUGACAAGAAAUUUGCAACAAAGAAUUUGUUAGAUGAACAUAUUAGUACUCAUGUUGAUGUCAUAAAAAAAGUUGAACCUGAAGAAACUGAAGAAAGCGAAGCUGACGAUUUCUAUCUUUUGAUUGUAUAGUUAAUGUAAAAGUAGACAAUGCUACCAUUGUUCAAUAAUUUAAUUUUUAUUAAACUAGAUUAAUAUUCUCUCUUCUUAAUUUGUCAAAACUUGAUAUUGAUUUUAUACUUUAGAUAUUUGGUUUCUAUCCAACAUACAGUCCAAUAACAAUAAUGCUUGAGAAGUUAAUAAAUGCGCAUCUGUGUUAAGACUAAAAGCAUAUAAAAUUGGGAUAAAGUCCAUAUUGAACCGUAGCUACAUAAAAAAUAUGCAUUGUUUACUGAUGUUUAGUCUAACCCUUCAAUUCAAAGUUAUGAUUUAGCGCUAAUUUUGACUUCCAAUCAAAAUGUGUUUGAACAUACUAAGCACUAAGUCUUGACUCUGAAUCUUAUCCUAAUCCUUAUAAGAGCUGUAUAUGAGAAUUAUUACUUUAUGUCCAAAUAAGCUAAAUUUUCUCCUAAGCUAACUUGACCUGUUCUUGGGUAACACAUAGUGAGACUUAGAGGUUUGAUUUCCAUUACUAAGCAAUGGGAUUGUUGACUUAUUUACUAUUGUGUAAUAUGUUAUGGCUUCUUUGAUAAUUCUUUAAAUAUUUGGACAUGAAUUAAUAAUUUUAUAAUUAGAAGAAUGGUAUGAAAGUAAUAUUUAUUGAUUAGUUGGAGACAGUGGUUUUUUCGACUAAAGACCAAAUAUAAAGUGAUACUCAAAAUCCUUGCAAAUUUUCAAAGUAACAAUGUUUUGAAGUGAAACUUCUUUAUCGGGGUUUUUUAAUAUGGUAGUUUAUAAAGCUAGUGGGUACUUCUUUCAAUAAUAAAAAAACUAUUUUGUCCUUAGGGUUAAAGUCAGAGCUUUAAGUCCUAUUCAGGUGUUUUGGUUAUUUGAACACUUAUAUUGUUACAAUUUGGUUAUUUCGUUUUUUAGUACAUAAGAUAAAUUUAUUCUUAAGUGUAAAUUAUGUCACCAACAAUUUUAAAAAAAAAGUUUGAACCAUAGUUUUAAUAUAUUGCGUGAAAUAAAUCAUGAUUAUAUUUAAAA
Molecule: messenger RNA, 2421 nt
Organism: Pieris napi
Lineage: Eukaryota; Metazoa; Arthropoda; Insecta; Lepidoptera; Pieridae
Product: zinc finger protein 239-like
Exons: 2
Coding region: 331-1407 (358 amino acids)
Biological process (GO): regulation of transcription by RNA polymerase II
Cellular component (GO): nucleus
Molecular function (GO): DNA-binding transcription activator activity, RNA polymerase II-specific; RNA polymerase II cis-regulatory region sequence-specific DNA binding
Source: RefSeq, a predicted model, not a curated record